CUUUUCUCUCUCGAGUCCUGCGGGAUUCACCUCAAAGCGUGACCAUGUUGCAGAGGUGCAUCUUCAAGAGAAUCGCCCAGCCGUUUCUGUCAAGACAUGCAGACCUCACCAAAGCGCUGGUGUCUGGGUUUCCUGAUGCGCUGCAGGAUGGACGAAGAGUUACUGGACACAGGAGCACAUCGAGUUCACCAGACAUAAGGGAGCGGACUCUCAUAGCUGUGAAGCCAGAUGGAGUUCAGCGCCGUCUUGUUGGAAAAGUCAUUCAGCGGUUUGAGCAGCGAGGCUUCAAGCUGGUUGGUCUGAAAAUGUUGCAGGUGUCUGAGGAUAUCCUGGCUCAGCACUACAGUCAUCUGAGGGCAAAGCCCUUCUACCCAGACCUAGUAGAUUACAUGACCUCAGGACCUGUGGUCAUCAUGGUGUGGGAAGGUUUCAAUGUAGUCCAGAGCACACGUUCCAUGGUGGGUCAUACUAACCCAGUUGAGGCUCCGCCAGGCACGGUCAGAGGAGAUUUCGGCCUCCAUGUCAGCAGGAAUGUGGUCCAUGCCAGUGAUUCAGUGGAGGGGGCUAAAGGAGAGAUCCAGCUGUGGUUUCAGCACCAAGAGAUUUUGAACUGGGAGUCCUGUGACCAGGCCAUCAGCUGUGAGCUGUGAAGACUGAGGUGAAAGCCAUGAGAGUCAGUGUGAGCCACUGUUGCCUUUUCUGCUGCUGUGUCCUCUGACAGUUUGACUGCAGUGAUCCACAUCAAUGUCCAGUGCACUUUAGUGUGACUGAAGAAAUCUUUUUUUUUCAAAAUGUUUCAAAUUUCAAGCCACAUUGGCAACUAUGCAUUUAUAAAUUUAAAAGUCACGUCUUAUGGCGUCUGCAGGACAGUGGGACCAUCUUUUUUGCAACAUUAAGUGGUCUCUUAGAUAGGAAAAACAACAACAAAUAAAAGUCAUAAAAACAGGUAAUUAUGCUAAUUUUAACUAUAAGGAGCAUGUUAUAUAACUUUUAAUUAUUACAUGACAAAUUGUAUCCAAUACUUGACUAGGAGUAAUAUGUGCAAUAUUUAAAUAGAAAUGACUUGAAUUUUAACCUCAAACGCUAUUUGAACCUGAUGAUUCUGGAAUGACCAAAUCUGAGAGUUGUCAGCUGUAAAUGAUGAAAUGUGAAUAGUUACUCGAUUCAUUUUAAAUACUUGUUGUUUACACUGGAACAGUCGAAGCAGAACUGAUUCUGAUUUUAUGUCACUUAAAAAAAGGUUUCAGUUGAAAAAAAUGACUUGAGCCUUUAGUCUAGUGUAAAUGAUGAAAAGCUCAUAGAAAAGUGUGUUUUUUCAAAUGUUAUGUAUGAAUGCUGUGACCUAUGUCUGCGUCUGAUUAAAUGAAUUGAUACAGCAAACUCA
Molecule: messenger RNA, 1384 nt
Organism: Solea solea (common sole)
Lineage: Eukaryota; Metazoa; Chordata; Actinopteri; Pleuronectiformes; Soleidae
Gene: nme4
Product: NME/NM23 nucleoside diphosphate kinase 4
Exons: 5
Coding region: 45-650 (201 amino acids)
Biological process (GO): GTP biosynthetic process; CTP biosynthetic process; UTP biosynthetic process
Molecular function (GO): nucleoside diphosphate kinase activity
Source: RefSeq, a predicted model, not a curated record